GCAGUAUUCAGCCGGUGCGACUACAAAGGUCCGCGAGCAUACAAUCAAAAUAACAAUGCGCGAUGGGUAUGAGAACGAAGCAAUCGUGUAUCAGUCCGCCUCGCGUUCCUCAUCACCGAGUCCACUGAUCGUACUCUGCUAUGGUGGCGGCUUCGUUUUAGGGAUCAACAAGCAGUACGCAGCAACUGCACGAGCUGCUGCGUUGCUGUACGGAGCUACCGUCGCCAAUAUCUCAUAUCGUCUCGCUCCUGAAAACCCUUUUCCCACUCCAGCCAACGACGUCUGGGACAACAUUGAGUGGCUCGCCGGGAACGCUCAUACCCUCAAUGCCGACCUUUCCGCUGGGUUUAUCCUCGGCGGCGGAUCUGCUGGCGCCAAUCUUGCAGCGGUAACAAUGCACAAAGCCACCAGAACAAACCUGACUCCUCCAUUGACAGGACUCUAUCUCGCGGUCCCGUUCUUGUUGAUGGAGGACAUUGUUCCGGACCAAUACAAGAGUCUGUGGAUUGCAAGAGAACAGAACUCCAAAGCGCCAAUCCUGAACGAGGACGCCCUCAAUGGUGUCAUGGCCGCCUACCAGCCGCAUGCGAAAUCUCCUGACUUCUCUCCUUUCAACGAUCCGGAAUCGUUCUCGAAGUUGCCUCGCACAUAUGUACAAGUGGCUGGACUGGAUCCUCUCUGUGAUGACGGUCUUGUCUAUGAGAGAGUGUUGAAAGACCAUGGCAUCGAGACCCGACUUGACGUCUAUCCAGGAGUCCCCCAUGGUUUCAACGGCAUGUUUCCGCAUCUGAAGCAGAGCAAAAGGUUCGACAUUGAGACGGCUGUAGGGCUUAGAUGGCUUCUGAGGGCUGAAAAGGACAGAGAAAGAGUCAAGGCCUUCUUAAUAGACAUGCGCGGAGGUGCAUGAGCUGUGAUACAGAUAACGAGUCUGAUUGGAGAUUAGUUCCGGAAGCGUUAGGAUUCUUCUCAAUCAGUAUUUGCUGUUGCUUGAUGGGACCCAGAAUUAUGCUUUAGAAAUCAGACGACAUAGAAACUGCAAGGCUUGGUUGGUUCUUGCGGAUCCGAACAGCAUCCCGAAGAAGAGUGUCCC
Messenger RNA from Aureobasidium pullulans EXF-150, 1090 nucleotides. RefSeq names its product alpha/beta-hydrolase. The transcript has a single exon. Bases 56 to 907 code for a protein of 283 amino acids. The record is from RefSeq and is a predicted model, not a curated record. Gene Ontology annotation, molecular function: hydrolase activity. Lineage: Eukaryota; Fungi; Ascomycota; Dothideomycetes; Dothideales; Saccotheciaceae.